Contarinia nasturtii (swede midge) is the source of this 1841-nucleotide messenger RNA. RefSeq lists its product as uncharacterized. NCBI's taxonomy places the organism in Eukaryota, Metazoa, Arthropoda, Insecta, Diptera, Cecidomyiidae. The record is from RefSeq and is a predicted model, not a curated record. The transcript has 4 exons. The coding region runs from base 540 to 1649 and encodes 369 amino acids.
GGAUUUGUGAUGUGUUCGCAAGCGACUCGACGCGAUAUUGAGAUUUUUUUUUGGAUAUAUUGAAAUAUAUAUACUACAAAACAAAAAAAAAUAGUAUGUAAACAAAUAUGUUCAGUUGAUUCUUUGAUGUAGACUGGGUUGUUUCACUGUUAAAUGUCCGGAAAGUUAGUAUUUGAUCGCUUUUAGAAGUGGAACGAAUGGCGCUCGCAGUUAUUUCGUUGAAAUAUUUUUACACUUUUCACAGUUGUUUUUUGUCUGCUGCAACAUUUUAAUUGGAUUAUGUGUGAGAUUCGUUUUUUGGAUUUUAUGCAAAGUUCUAAUAUUUUCACAUAUUCAAGUUGUGACAUUAUUUCUUGAGAUUCUUAAAUAUCGUUGAUAAUUACAUUCUUGGAACGUGUUUUUCGUUUUUAUUUUAAUGCAACCGUUAUAGUUUUUUGUUGUUGUUGUCAAAUCACAGUGAACACAUGCGAUUGGCGUUUUCUAUACAAUCAUUUAUCGCAUUUAAACAUAAACUGUGAUAUUAAUGUGAACAAAGUUGAAUGUUAAAAAAAAAAGAAAAAAACUCUUUAAAAAUGGGAAAUUACAUACUUAUUGAAAAAGACUCAAAAGUGAUGCACAAGUGCUGGAAAUGGUUAAUAAUCUUUUUGUUGGUUACCAUUUUGAUCACUUGUUUGCUGUCAUCGUAUGCAUUCUCAGCGUUGGUUUCAAAUUUUCAUGACAAUUGUGUGCCGGGUGCAAAAUUAAUGUUUAAACGUAUUCCAUCGAUUGGCGAUGCAUUAACAAAUGCGACCAGAGAAGAUUCCGAAUUUUAUGGUAAAAAAGUGAAUGACAUGUAUCACGAAUUUAAAACAUAUUAUAUGUCAAAAGAAUUACGUGAAAUUGAUGAGAACAAUGCCCAACCAAAAACCCAAAUCUAUCAAAUAUUGAGCAAUCGUCAAAAUCUAGUACGUAGCACAACUGAACGUGCAAAUCUGUCACACUUGACGGUCACCAUUCCGGCAAACGAUUCCGAUUUCUUUUCAAAUUAUCAAAUAAACGAAGCAAGCACAAGAUGGGGUGAUGCCAACACUUGUUUAUUAUACUACUAUUUCCCAGUAAUUGAAAUUACAGUAACUGUCGUUUGGAUUGUUUUGAUCUUAAUAAGUCGUCGUGAAGAUGAACGAAGUGCAUUCAAGACAAUUCAUAAGGCAUGGCGUCUCGUUGUUCCGGCUGUUGUAUGUUUUGCCGUUUUUGCAAUUUUUUGUGUCAUCUAUGCAGCAUAUUUAAACAGUCAUUUGAAUGAUUUUUGUGAUGAAUUCAAGCAACAUUUUGCAAACCAUGAAAUCCAAUGUGAUUUUCUAAUAAAUCGUUUCAGCAUAAAGGAUACCACUAUUUUUGAUGCAUCGACCAAUUUUCAAUUGGCCAAGUGUGUGGCAUACAUUCGAAUAUUUUUAUGGCUUUUAGCAGGUUUUGUAAUGUUAUUGCGUUGCAUUUUGGGCGCCGAUUUUGAAAUGCAAGAAAUUGAACAAUGUAGCGAACAACUUGGUGCUGCCUUUGAUCCAGAAACUGAUCAUCCCAGUCGUGUUAAGUUCAUCGAUGAUGGAAUAAGGCGAUAUUCACGCGAACGUGUUUAUAAACCAACAACAACCGAACUUCAACGAUUGGAUUAACCAACAGUUUACCUCGAAAUCUAAUGUUUUUUUUUUAAUUAAUUGUUAAUUUUCGGUAAGAGAAGAGAAAAUAUGUCGAAUAUGAUUAACAAUCGACAAUUCGCAUACGUGAAACUAUGUUUCUUUUUUUAGAUGUAUAUUUUAUCGUUGAAUAUGUUUCCCUAAUCGUCACUAGUCAUGUAUAUUUUUGUG